Guyanagaster necrorhizus is the source of this 3279-nucleotide messenger RNA. RefSeq names its product AAA-domain-containing protein. Gene Ontology annotation, molecular function: ATP binding; ATP hydrolysis activity. Gene Ontology annotation, biological process: protein import into peroxisome matrix. The transcript has 21 exons. Lineage: Eukaryota; Fungi; Basidiomycota; Agaricomycetes; Agaricales; Physalacriaceae. Gene Ontology annotation, cellular component: peroxisome; peroxisomal membrane; cytosol. Bases 146 to 3181 code for a protein of 1011 amino acids. The record is from RefSeq and is a predicted model, not a curated record.
CAUUGGGAAUGGUGAUGGUAAAUGAUCAAGUGGCGGUUAUUCGGAGUUGCCGGUACUGAAGACCCCGAGUUCACUGUUGUCGAUGAUGACCAGACACCUUGGUUUCCAUGUCCCACGGCUCUUCCACUCCCGCGACGUGUAAGGGAUGCCUCGACAUGCUCGCAUCCAUUUCGUAUCGCUGCGUUCGUCCUUGGUGAAUUUGCCUAUUUCCAUCUAUGGCCCUCUGGUGGAGCGCAGCGUCCGCCCACAAGGCCUUGCAAUACACCUUUCUCUUGUGCCUUCAGAGAAUCGCCCGGAAAGAGGGAAGAAAGAAGCCUAUGUGGGAUGGACAGGCAUGGCAUCAGCAUCAUCUCUAGCAAGCAUCAACUCGGUUAAUGGAGAUAGCCUUGGGACCAUCGAAAUAGACCCUCAGUAUGCACAGGCAUUGGGAUUCUUGCAGGGGGACCUUGUAGAGAUUGGAUUAUUGCAUGACCUGCCCUAUGCAAAGUCCGUGGGGACUGAACCGGUCACUGCUGACGACUGGGAGAUCAUCGACAUUCAUGCUUCACACGUAGAAUCGACACUAUUAUCCCAAGUGCGUGUCGCCAACAUCGGACAAGAAAUAGAUGUUUGGGUGUUGGGAAGAACGAGGGUGCGCCUUACCGUGGUGUCCUUGGAUCCCACGAAUAAAAGCAAGGUGCUUCUUUUAACAACCGACACCGAAGUCAGCAUUGCGCCCAAACUGCACAACCGUCAACAACUCAAAUCCGAGAAAGUUAGCACGAAGUCAGCUAAUACGGAUGACUCCAAAGGAAAGAUCAAGUCUCCUCCUCCUCCGUCGGUGCAGCCCCAUUGUCUCCGGGUGAUUCCAUCCCGUGUUCUUGCUCGACCUUUCGCCGUGCAUUCGGGCUCAGAGCUCUUAGGAUUUGUUUCCCCCAUAACAUUUACGAAGCUUACAAAACUCUCCGAACCCCUCGAGAAUGACACACAUGUCAAAGCUCACGCAAAGCGUCUUCCCCCACCCACCGAUCCAUCCUCUGGCGCUACUGCAAGUGCAACUCCAGAUCCUGUUCCGCUGGUCCUCAAGCCUGGGGAGAAGGAACCGACUACGGUAGAGUCCGGUUCAAUAUAUUUAGGCCGAUUUGAAGGUAUACCGAAUGGCCACAUUGUCUUGCCGACUACUGUAGACGAUAUAGAGGAAUGGGACUUGGCCAGCGUCUCUGUCGAUACGGACUCCUCGCCCUUGCUCAUACCGUCUGACAAGGGUUCGACUUCUACGGUUAAGGGUCCACCGCCCAUCACCAAUUUCCUGGCUGGCGUCGAUGAUAUAUUGACUCGAUGUACAGAAUUCUGUAUACGAACGAUGAUUUUGCAUUCAACAAAGACUUCUGUUCGAGGAGUAUCUUCCCUCCUUGUAACGGGCAGACCUGGGGCCGGCAAAACAUCCAUCGUGAAGGCUGUCUCGAAGCGGUUGCAAGAGAAUCCGAAGACCUAUGCUUAUGUCCACUAUGUCGAUGUCACACCCUAUGCGGACAAGCCCGUCAGUACGGUAAAGGCUCUUUUCAAAUAUUGGUUUGACAAAGCAGCUUGGCACAAACCAUCCAUCUUGAUUUUGGACAACGUCGAGCAUUUAUUAAAGGCCGAAGAAGAGCACACCGACUCCUUCCGGAUUCGACAACUUGUAGAGCUAUUCGUAUAUCUCUACUCGUCCUCUGCUCGAUCUAAUGCUCCGAAUUCCCGAGGCAUAAUCCUCGUUGCCACGGCACCUUCGGCCAGUGCGCUUCACCCCCUCCUUAACAGCAAGCAUAUAUUCAGCGAGAUUGUCCACGUCAAGACUCCAAAUAAAGAUGCUCGAAGAGAUAUCCUUAGCCAAAUUGUCAAGGAUCGUCUCCAACUCGCAGAUGAUAUGCAAGAGGAUCCUACGGCCCCCCUGAACUAUACCUACAUCGCGACGCAAACAGAAGGUUAUUCCGCUACAGACUUGCAAGAUUUAGUAGCCCGUGCUGUACACCAAUCUGCCAUCAAGAUUGCCAUGGACGAGAAACCAGCUCUUCUUACACAGGUGGAUUUCGAUGUUGCUCAAGUGGACUUUGUUCCUCUAUCUCUUCGCGAUGUAAAAACACAAAAGUCGGAUAUUACAUGGUCUGAUGUCGGAGGACUGAAAGAAACAAAACGGGUCCUUAGGGAGACGCUCGAGUGGCCUACGAAGUACGGUCUCAUAUUUGCGCAAUCUCCCCUGCGUUUGCGAUCUGGUCUACUCUUGUACGGCUAUCCUGGAUGCGGCAAGACUUUAUUGGCAUCAGCCGUAGCCAAGGAAUGCGGUCUCAAUUUUAUCAGCGUCAAAGGUCCUGAAGUCCUUAACAAAUAUAUAGGCGCCAGCGAGAAAACCGUCCGGGAUCUGUUUGAACGAGCCAGUGCUGCUAAGCCUUGUGUUCUCUUCUUCGAUGAAUUUGAUUCCAUUGCCCCUAAAAGAGGCCAUGACAGUACCGGUGUAACAGAUCGCGUCGUAAACCAGAUGCUUACACAAAUGGAUGGUGCGGAAGGGCUAGAUGGCGUAUACGUCUUAGCUGCUACAAGUCGACCUGAUCUCAUCGACUCCGCUCUGCUGCGCCCCGGUCGUCUAGACAAAUCGCUUCUAUGCAACAUGCCCAACUUUGAUGAACGAAAGGAUAUAUUGAAGGCUGUCACCCGGAAAGUGGCCUUGGCUCCGACUGUCGACCUUGACGAGAUUGCAGAUUCUACGGAAGGAUUCUCGGGCGCGGACCUUCAAGCGUUGGUUUACAAUGCCAACCUAGAGGUCGUUCAUUCGACUAUAUCUCUGAACAUUGAUGGGGGGAGUUCGUCUCGCGAAGAGGAAACACCCCUUGAGUAUACCACGUUUGGCAGAUCUAAAGACAAGGCGGUAAGUAGUAAGGCUGAAAAGACUGCACUCCAGAAACGCCUGCGACAAAUACAAACGUCGUGUCAAACUAACAAAGGGACAGGAAAGAGUGAAAAGAAUGCUGGUAUUUUGCCCAAAAAGCAACAUGUUAUACACCCGGAGCACUUUGCAGCUGUACUCAAGACUACACGACCUUCUGUACCAAUAGAAGAGCGGGUAAAACUGGAUCGAAUAUAUCGUGAAUUUGCGUCUGAUAGGACCGGCGAACUUCCUGUUCCGCCGGAGGGCUCUGGUGUCGGAAUCCGUGCAUCUCUGGGAUAACGUAUCGUACCUAAUAUAUUAGAUCAGACUCCAUGUUGGAAAUUGUAUAUGCGAUAAGAGAGCAAUAAAGUCAAGUCCUGAGUCCCAGUGAAACCUGC